This is a messenger RNA of Thamnophis elegans (Western terrestrial garter snake), 2895 nucleotides long. Its product is annotated as phosphatidylinositol 3,4,5-trisphosphate 3-phosphatase TPTE2-like. The transcript is spliced from 18 exons. The record is from RefSeq and is a predicted model, not a curated record. Bases 41 to 1567 code for a protein of 508 amino acids. Lineage: Eukaryota; Metazoa; Chordata; Lepidosauria; Squamata; Natricidae. Gene Ontology annotation, molecular function: monoatomic ion channel activity; phosphatidylinositol-3,4,5-trisphosphate 3-phosphatase activity; protein tyrosine phosphatase activity. Gene Ontology annotation, biological process: monoatomic ion transport; transmembrane transport; protein dephosphorylation. Gene Ontology annotation, cellular component: cytosol; membrane.
CAUAGGUUGCUGUGUUACACAACGUAAGAAGUAAAAUACAAUGUUAAGUGUAAAAGCUAAAUUAGAAGGCUCUGUUCGACCUGAGCUAAAGAAGGAGUCUGAAGUUUCUCUUGAUGAUGGUGUUGAGGUAGAAGAUUCUGAUUCAGACUCAUGGGUGAGCAAGAUGAAAAAAAAGAUAUCUCCAUGUGUGAUGUCUUUAGGAUUCAGAUUUUUUGGUGUGGUGCUUAUUUUUGUGGAUGUUUCACUUGUGAUUCUUUCUCUGUUGGUUGAUGAAGAACGUGAAACUGUUGAAUCCAUGAUUGCAAACCUCUCUUUCAGCAUAGCACUAUUUUUCCUCGUAGAUGUACUCCUGCAAGUGUUUAUUGAAGGAUCCAAAAACUACUUCAAAUCUAAAUUAAACAUUCUAGAUAGCCUCAUUGUUGUGGGUACAUUGUUGAUCAAUGCUGUAGAUAUUACCUCUGACUUGGGUGGAAUAACUGUAAUUCCAAGAACAUUUGUCAUUCUUCGAAUGUUGAGAAUUAUAAUUCUGGUAAGAGUUUUUCGAUUGGCUGCUGAGGCAGAGCGACUUGAAAAAAUGACCCGGAGGUUGGUCUCAGAAAAUAAAAGGCGUUACACAAGAGGUGGCUUUGACUUGGAUCUCACUUAUGUCACUGCUCGUGUUAUAGCAAUGUCGUUUCCAUCUUCUGGGCAGCAAGCUUUCUACAGGAAUCCUAUAUCGGAAGUUGCAAAAUUCUUGGAUACAAAACAUGAAGACCAUUACAAAGUCUACAAUCUUUGUAGUGAGCAAGGCUAUGACCCAGGGAUUUUUCAUUAUAGAGUGGAGAGGCUGUUUAUUGAUGACCACAAUGUUCCCUCUCUAGCGGAGACACUCACAUUCACUGCCAAUGUGAGGCAGUGGAUGGAACAGGACAACCACAAUGUUAUAGCAAUACAUUGUAAAGGUGGGAAAGGUAGAACUGGAACUAUGAUUUGCAUCUGGCUUAUUGACAGUGGCCAGUUUAAGACUGCGCAGGAAAGUUUGGAGUACUUUGGCAAGCGAAGAACUGAUGAAACUACUAGCACCAAGUUUCAGGGUGUUGAAACUCCAUCACAGAGUAGGUAUGUAGAAUAUUAUGCAAUCUUGAAAUCAAAAUACAGCCUGAUCCUCCCACCAGAGAAGCUUUUCAGAAUCAAAUGCAUAAAAGUCUAUGCUAUCCAAGGAGUUGGUAGAGGCAAUGGGACUGAUUUCAGAAUAAAGAUAAUCAUGAAGAAGGAAGUAGCAUUUCAAUGCAGUGGUGCAACACCAACGAACUGCAAGUUGUUCGUUGAUCGUGAAAAUGACCUGUUAAUAAUUGGUUUGAAGAACUGUCCUGUCAUCAGAAAUGAUGUGAAAGUCAAAUUUGAAGCUACUUCUGAUAUUCCAAAAGGCUAUGAUAGCUGUGCUUUCUUUUUUUGGUUCCACACAGCUUUUAUACAGGACUAUCACCUUUUCCUCACAAGAAAUGAAAUCGAUAACUUAAACAAGCCAAAGACGUGGAGGAUAUUCAGAGAUAAUUUUGCUGUGGAGUUAGUUUUCACUGACCCAUGACUGAAGCAAGCAAAAACAGACUUAACUGGGAAUUGCAUAAUAAUUCAGUAACCUGGUUUCACACCAGAUAUGGAACUGUAUUUUGAGACUACUUCUCAGUGUGCAGAAUCAUCUUGAAUGUAAAAAUAAAACUAAGGCCUAGUGCGCUAUCAUGAUUACAACAAUUAAUUUUGCCAUCUGGAUUAUGUGUAAGACAAAGGGUCUUCAAAGAGUAAACUCAGUAGCAAGUUCACAAGGUCUUCAUCAUCUUAUUCUGAUCUUUUAAAAAUGACUUGGUUAUUGGCCAGUUUCCAACAGCAGUUUAUGCCUGGGAGUCUGGAGAUCAGACUUAACUAUAUUGUAAUGGCUUCCAAAGCCAGAUUCAUCAGAUUUAUGUAUGAGCCAUGAUGUCCCAAGGCUUGAGAUAAAAGAUUUUACCUGCUUUUCUCUCUCUCUCCCCCUCUGCAUUCCAUAGGCCUUUUACUGAAUUUCUGAUAUGUUGUAUUUUUGUUAUCCCACAUGUGGGAACCUCAAACAUUGUCAGAUCAGAUAAUUUCAUAAUUUGCAUUGACUGGGAAGGCUUUAAAUUCACAGUUCAGUUUCCAGGCAUAAUAGGGGUAGAUGUACAGAGAAUAUCAUGUUAGGAAAAGUUGCCACAGAAGUUCAUUGUUUUAAAAUGGCUGGAGUUUAUGAUAUGUAAUGAUGAUGGCCCCUUCACCAUAGAUAGUGCAUGUAAGUGUGAUUACCUCCCCACAUUUUUCCUUAUACAUCACCUUUCAUGUUUUAUUUGGCAAGCAAGAAAUUCUACCUGUUGGAUCUAGUUACACUGUAAUAUUUGUUCAUGAAUUUCAGUUCAGCAGCUUUAUAUUAGUUCCACAUUGAUGUUUUGUCAUUUCAUAUAUAUUAUCCCUUCAAGUUUGCAGCACAAUAUCUUGAAGGAAUGAAAUGCUUUCCUCCUAUGUUUCUCCUAGGUUUAAUGUAUGAUUUGUAUAAUUUUAUGAUUUCAUUUAAACUAUGAUGUUCAACAUUGGAAUAAAUAAUAUGAAAUAUAUUUUUGAUUAAAAUUGGUAGCUGGAAGCAUAGUUCAAAUGGUAUAUCAGCAUCAGGAAAUUGUACAGUAUGGUAAUGAUUUUGUGUAAUAUGUAAGGAUAGGUUUAACAAAUAAUAUUCAAAAAAUAAUAUGCUGUAUUUUUAUUCUGAAAUGUUGUCAGUCCUAAUCACCUGUAUGCCAACCUGUCAAGCAAUAUUAGGUAUUCAGUUAUAUAGUUUAUUGAAGUGUAUUGCAUACUUGUCAACUUUUAAGAGGUAUGAACUUCAACUCCUAGUGUUCUCCAGCUAGUAUUCUGGAU